Thamnophis elegans (Western terrestrial garter snake) is the source of this 3917-nucleotide messenger RNA. RefSeq names its product TLE family member 4, transcriptional corepressor (gene TLE4). Gene Ontology annotation, molecular function: protein binding; transcription corepressor activity. The record is from RefSeq and is a predicted model, not a curated record. Lineage: Eukaryota; Metazoa; Chordata; Lepidosauria; Squamata; Natricidae. Gene Ontology annotation, biological process: negative regulation of canonical Wnt signaling pathway; regulation of DNA-templated transcription. Gene Ontology annotation, cellular component: nucleus; transcription regulator complex.
UCGCCAGAGCGUGUUGUUAGAGCUGGUCAGAGCGGUGGGUUUGGGCUGCUGUUGCGGUUUCGCGUUAUAUUGUUGCGAUUUGCCAGAGUUGGAAAGGAAAAGGAGAGGAUUUUUUUUAAAAAAAGGGAAAAUAAAAACUCGUUUGAUCAAGACCGUGUUUCUUCAUUUUUAAUUUUUAAUUUUUUUUUUACAAAAGGGGAGGGAGAACCAGAACCAUUUAAAGGGGAAGGAAGAAGGAAAAAAAAAACCACAACAAAAGGUUAUUGCACGUAGCUAUUUGAGGACGCGCAUAAUUGCUAGGGAGAAAAGACGGGAAUAACAAGCGAUUCUUUUUCAUCUCGGGAGUUCUGAAAGAGGAGGUUGGUUGUUUUUUCUUCUCCUCCUCCUCCUCCUCCCUUACCGCGCUCCUCUCUCCUUCGUUGCGAAGGGCCAAGCAACUAAGAUCGAUAAAAGUUUUCAAACGGAAGAGGCGGCUGCGAGAGGGAUCUUGGCGAGAGGAUCCGAUCUGGUAUGAACGGAGUUGUCCUUUGCUUUUCCUUUGCUUGCCGUUUAGGGGGACGGAGAGAGGGGCAGCCGCAGUGAAGGCAAGAGCCGACCCGGGAAUCGAAAGCGAGCCGAGGGAGCUGGCGCCGCCGGGAGCCGCCAGCAAGAAGCCUUCCGAAAGCCGAGAGCUCACCGCGGAAGCGGUCCGCGCGCGGGGCGAGAGGAGCGCCGAGGCCCUGGGCGUGGGAGCGCAGCAACCGGGAGAAUCGACCGGGGCCUCACCGGCGAUCAUGCAAGCCGGGCAGUGACAGCCUCUGUGGAAUGUUGUUCGGCUUCCCUUUCGCCGGGGAGAGAACCGCCGCCACUUCCACCUCCACCUCUUGUGUCUUCUUCUUCUCCUUCUUCACGCGUGUCCGCGGGGUGGAAGAGCCCGGGCAGAGCCGGAGGCGCUCUCCCAAGCGCCAGUGUCGGGCAGCUCCGUCUCCCUCCUCCAUCUCCUUUGCAUUGUUGCCGUUCAAAUCAAUGAACCGAGUUUCCCGGCUGGCCCAGAGCACCCACUAAAUCGGUUUGGAUGAUUCGCGAUCUGAGCAAGAUGUACCCUCAAAGCAGACACCCGGCACCGCAUCAGCCUGCUCAACCCUUCAAAUUCACCAUUUCUGAAUCCUGUGAUCGGAUUAAGGAGGAGUUUCAGUUUUUACAGGCUCAGUACCACAGUUUAAAGCUAGAAUGUGAAAAACUGGCCAGUGAAAAGACAGAGAUGCAGCGACAUUAUGUCAUGUAUUACGAAAUGUCGUAUGGGUUGAAUAUAGAGAUGCAUAAACAGGCGGAAAUUGUCAAGAGGCUGAAUGCCAUCUGUGCCCAGGUCAUCCCGUUCUUAUCCCAGGAGCACCAGCAACAAGUGGUGCAGGCUGUGGAACGUGCCAAGCAAGUGACCAUGGCAGAACUGAACGCAAUCAUUGGGCAGCAGCAACUCCAGGCCCAACAUUUAUCACAUGGACAUGGCCUUCCAGUGCCUCUCACUCCACAUCCUUCCGGAUUGCAGCCACCCACCAUUCCACCCAUUGGCAGCAGUGCGGGCCUCCUAGCCUUGUCAAGUGCCCUUGGGGGGCAGUCUCACCUUCCAAUCAAAGAUGAAAAGAAGCAUCACGAUAGUGAUCACCAAAGAGACAGAGACUCCAUAAAGAGCUCAUCUGUAUCUCCAUCAGCAAGUUUUAGAGCCUCUGAGAAGCACAGAAACUCAACAGAUUACUCUUCUGAAAGUAAAAAACAGAAGACAGAAGAAAAAGAGAUAGCAACUCGUUACGAUAGUGAUGGUGAAAAAAGUGAUGAUAACUUGGUGGUUGAUGUAUCCAAUGAGGAUCCGUCAUCUCCACGAGGAAGUCCAGCACAUUCUCCAAGGGAGAACGGCUUGGACAAGGCUCGCCUACUCAAGAAAGAUGCACCAAUUAGCCCAGCCUCAAUAGCAUCUUCAAGCAGCACUCCUUCUUCCAAAUCCAAAGAACUUAGCCUUAAUGAGAAAUCCACCACCCCUGUGUCUAAAUCAAAUACCCCAACUCCACGUACGGAUGCUCCAACACCCGGAAGCAAUUCUACACCUGGAUUAAGGCCUGUUCCUGGAAAGCCACCAGGAGUUGAUCCAUUAGCUUCGGGAUUAAGAACACCCAUGGCAGUCCCAUGCCCUUAUCCUGCCCCAUUUGGAAUAGUACCUCAUGCUGGAAUGAAUGGUGAACUGACCAGUCCUGGGGCCGCAUAUGCGGGUUUGCAUAACAUCUCUCCUCAGAUGAGUGCAGCAGCCGCAGCUGCUGCUGCUGCAGCCGCCUAUGGAAGAUCCCCAGUGGUUGGUUUUGAUCCACAUCAUCAUAUGCGAGUCCCAGGCAUUCCUCCGAAUCUGACAGGCAUCCCAGGAGGAAAACCAGCAUAUUCAUUUCAUGUAAGUGCUGAUGGUCAGAUGCAACCUGUACCUUUCCCUCCUGAUGCCCUCAUUGGGCCAGGAAUUCCACGUCAUGCUCGGCAGAUUAACACCCUAAACCAUGGGGAAGUGGUAUGUGCAGUUACUAUCAGCAACCCAACAAGGCACGUGUAUACCGGUGGAAAAGGAUGUGUCAAGGUCUGGGAUAUCAGUCAUCCAGGAAACAAAAGUCCUGUCUCUCAGCUGGAUUGUUUGAACAGAGAUAACUACAUCCGCUCCUGCAGAUUACUCCCCGAUGGCCGCACCCUGAUCGUUGGUGGGGAAGCCAGCACGUUAUCCAUUUGGGAUCUGGCAGCGCCCACUCCACGUAUAAAAGCAGAGUUGACAUCCUCGGCUCCUGCCUGCUAUGCUCUAGCAAUCAGUCCUGAUUCCAAGGUGUGCUUCUCCUGCUGUAGCGAUGGGAACAUUGCAGUAUGGGACCUACACAAUCAGACCCUGGUCAGGCAAUUCCAGGGCCACACAGAUGGAGCCAGCUGCAUUGACAUUUCUAAUGAUGGCACUAAGCUCUGGACGGGAGGCUUGGACAAUACUGUGAGAUCCUGGGACCUGAGGGAAGGGAGGCAACUCCAGCACGACUUCACAUCCCAGAUCUUCUCGCUGGGCUAUUGCCCUACUGGAGAAUGGUUGGCAGUAGGAAUGGAGAACAGCAAUGUUGAAGUGUUGCAUGUCACAAAACCAGACAAGUAUCAGCUUCAUCUUCACGAGAGUUGUGUGUUAUCCCUUAAAUUUGCCCAUUGUGGCAAGUGGUUUGUAAGCACUGGAAAGGAUAAUCUUCUGAAUGCAUGGAGAACACCUUAUGGAGCCAGUAUAUUUCAGUCCAAAGAGUCAUCUUCUGUACUUAGCUGUGAUAUCUCUGUGGAUGACAAAUACAUUGUCACUGGCUCUGGGGACAAGAAGGCUACAGUCUAUGAAGUUAUUUAUUAGAGACAAUCUGAAUGAAAACCGUACUCCUUCUAGUAGCACUUGCUGUAUAUUACUUUUAUUUUUCUUGUUUCCCAAUCUGAGGGAUGAAAAUGUUCAACACGGUUGUGGAAUUUUCCCACUAGACUUGCUAUUUAAUAGCAAGCACUCAUUAAGAACAUAUAAAACCAAAUCUUCAGCUAUCUACUUGGAAGAAGAUGGAAUAAGCAUACUUAACAGGGAACUGACUCUUUUAAUUAUGUAACAUAGCUGUAACGUAUUUAUUUUGUUAAAGAAAUCUUUCUAACAAGGAACUGACUAAACAAAGUAAUCGGCGUCUGCCUUGGAUUUGAAGAGAGAAGUACAAUAAUGUGUCUCAAAGAUCAUCUUCAUUCUUUCUGGAUGUUUUUGCUACAUUUCUUUGAAAGAAAGAUACACGCCUUUGGGCAAUUUUGCAGUUCUAAAUAUAACAGAAAAAAAUAUUUGAUACAUUCAUUGGAGAUGGCACUGAGAAGGGAAUGGAUUCCAACACGAAUACAAACUAUAAAAGUGAGGACCUCAGAGU